Molecule: messenger RNA, 4467 nt
Organism: Scomber japonicus (chub mackerel)
Lineage: Eukaryota; Metazoa; Chordata; Actinopteri; Scombriformes; Scombridae
Gene: radil
Product: Ras association and DIL domains
Exons: 19
Coding region: 1-3660 (1219 amino acids)
Biological process (GO): signal transduction; neural crest cell migration; substrate adhesion-dependent cell spreading
Cellular component (GO): microtubule
Molecular function (GO): GTPase binding
Source: RefSeq, a predicted model, not a curated record
AUGUUUUACGGUUCUUCAUCCGGAGCCAGUUUGUCCCUGCCAUCCAAGAGUCGCCUGAAACGCCAGAGCAGGACAUUCACGCAGGUCCUUUACCGCACUCUGAGUUACAGAGACCGCGUCCCGGCAGAAACUGGAACAAACACCCGUGGGGACCGACGCUCUGCAACUGAACCCCCAGAGCGACCAGCAGACGAUCCAGCCGAACUCUCCACCCAGAGCUCGGCCCCAGGGGUGCUGAAGAUUUUUGGAGAUGAAAUCUGUGCCGGUGCCAACUACAAGAGCGUCCUGGCCACGCCACGCUCCAGUGCGCAGGAACUGGUCAAAGAGGCACUCGAGCGUUACUCCCUCAAUAAGGAUGCUGCUCACUCUUAUGUCCUGUGUGAUGUGAUCGGACAUUUGGAGGGGGAAGGCGGGACAGGGGGAGGCGGGGUAGGGGGAGGUGGGAUAGGAGGAGGUGGUAUAGGAGGAGGCGGUUGGCGAACUGAAUGCCUGCGUGCUCUGGGGGACAAUGAAAAGCCGCUUUUGCUCCAAGAGCUGUGGAAGCCCCGAGAAGGACACGCUCGCAGAUUUGAGCUACGCAGGAGAGCAGAGGUGGAGGAACUCAACGCCAAGGAUAAGGAUACCAUCACUGCUGGGAGCAAAACCCCUCAAUUCCUGGCGGCUCUAAUGGGUCGAUCUGGGCUGGGCAAACACAGGAGCUCCCCCCUGCGGUCUGGUCGAGUGGUACAGUCCAGCUCUAAAGAUAUUAAUGCCCAGGCUCGUAAAGUCCAGAGGAACAGGGCGAAGGGGACACUGACCCUGCCCCGGUCCAGCAACUCAUCCUUCUGCCGCAGCCUCAGCGAGACCAGCCUCAACCAGCUGGGAGUAGGAGAUGAGCCCAAGCGUUAUUACUCCACACUGCCAGGGCCGUUUAGGGGCCGGGAGCGUGAGGCAGCCUCCAGUGGACGUAGGAAAGAGGAAGGGAGUCAGGGGGGAGGAGGGGUGAGGCACUCUCUGUACCAGUCCCCGCACCUCCUGCUCCUACAAGGAUACAAUCGGCAGGACUGCCUGGUGUAUCUGCUGAACAGAGAGCAGCACACGGUUGGUCAGGAGACUCCGUCAGCUCGCCCCAACAUCUGCCUGUUUUCUCCUGACAUCUUGCCCCUCCACUGCCGCUUACGCCGGGUUCCUGCACCACGUCGUCAUGUCAACAACAACAACAAGGGAGAAGAGCUGACGGAGCGUUUCUGCGUUGCUGUUGAGCCCGUGCUCCACGCCACAGUACUGGUGAACUUCUCCCGUUGCGAGCGCUCCACCACGCUGCGGCACGGCGACCUCCUCUCCUUCGGAGCGCAUUACAUCUUCCUAUACAAGGACCCUACGGGCGCUAAGCCUCUGCCGGCUCAGACCUUGGCACGGCUUCGCACCCUUGGCCAGCUUUAUGAUGCAGGGGUGGAGGAAGGAGAGGGCGGCACUCAGACUUGUAAGAUGUGUGGCUCUGUGCUGAAGGACAGAGGAGCACAAGUGUUGAGCGCUCCAGCAGUUAGACGCAGCUUCAAACCUCAUCUGGUGAAACCCCGCAGUGUGGGGACAGCAGCAGGAGGGCCGAUUAAUUUGUCAGCAGGGGAAGGAGGAGGAGGAGGAGGAGGUAGAGGAGGAGGUCUGAAAAGGAGGCUACAGCUAGAGUUUGACCAGAGUCAUGAAGACCAGCUGUUAAACAGGAUCGUGUCCCUCAUAGAACCUGGAGGAGAUGACCAUAAGUUGACGCCGGCCUACCUGCUGUGUCUGUGCAUACAACACUCUGCUUCUACUUUCCCACCUGGGAGUUUUGGAAAACUGCUGCUCAAGAUCGUCCGGCGAAUCCAGACCAUCGCAUGGGAGAAGACAAAGGAGCUGGCUCAGAAGCAAGCUCAGCAUCAGGACCCAGCCUCCCUGUCUCUUCUUAGUAUCUCAGACUUGGUCCCAGACUUGCAGACCAUCUUCUUCUGGAUGUCCAACUCCAUCGAGAUCCUCUAUUUUAUACAGCAAAGAGCACCAGCGUACACACACAGUAUAGAGAUACUGCAAGGGUCAAAGGAGUCGUUGCUAUCGGCGACCAUAUCAGCCAAUGAGGAGGCAAUGACUAUCUUGGAAGAAGUGAUCAUGUACACUUUCCAGCAAUGUGUCUACUAUAUCACCAAGGCUCUUUAUGUAGUGUUACCAGGUUUGUUAGACUGUAAUCCAUUCCCAGCCGACAGCUCUGAGCCCUGCUGGAAAGGAGGUGUAGGAUUUCCUGAACCUAUACGCAGGGUCCUGCAGGUGUUUCAGAACACCCAGGAGCUUUUGCAGGGCUACCAGGUCCACCCGGAGAUUCAGGCUCAGAUGUUUGCUUACCUCUUCUUCUUCUCCAAUGUGUCGCUGUUUAACCAGCUAAUGGACAAAGGUCCAUCUCGGGGUUGGUUCCAGCGCUCUAAGGUGUUGCAGAUUCAGGCGUGUUUGCGGAUGGUUAUGGAAUGGGCGAGCAGGUCCGGUCUUGGGCAUCUGGUGGACAAAUUCUUCACCAAACUCAACAGCACUGUAUCUAUACUGGCCACACCCCCUCAACAGCUCACACAGUUGAGUUGGCGAGCAUUGUCCAGUGAGCACCCGACCCUGAAACCAGUCCAGCUGCACAGGAUUCUCACCCAGUACCAGCUCACAGUGGAGAUAGGCCCUGUCCCAAUAUGGCAACCGAGCAGUGAGGACGAGGCAUAUAUAUACAGAACAGUGGACCUCCUGGAGAGUUUUGAGAACCAUCCUCCCAUUGUACUGCCCAGUGCUGGCUUCAGAGUUGACCUGGACAGCGAGUGUGUAGAAGACAGCAUCUACAGACAGCUGCUCUACAUUCGCCACUACCUCUGGGGGCUGCGCACCAAGACGCAAACACACACCAACACUCCCAGUGUGCACACGCACUCCAAUGGUACCAACACAGCUGACUGGCCGGACGUUCAGAGGGAGUUGUUGCCUCCGGCUCACAGCAGUCCCCGCACAGGGGGUCCCGGGGACGAUGUGACGGCAGAGACGGGAGAAGAGAGAGGACGGGACAGACCCUCAGGUCAACCCCACACACACAGCCUCAGAAGGAACGGCAACAUCCACCACCCACGAACAGCAAAUCCAGACCCGUCCUGCCUCUUGACCCCUCCCAAUACCCCGCUGUACCCAGAAGGAGGAGGAGGAGGGCCGAUCAUAGGCCCCAACACCCAGACGAACGGCUGCACCAGCAGAACUGUGGCAGAAUGCAAAAAGACAAAUGGACUCAUCACCAACGGGCUGGAGGGGUGUAUUAGUGGGUGUGAGUUUCCUUUCCCUGUAUCCUCCCCUGGCGCCCCUCCCCUUCCUGAUGACUUGUGUGUGGUGUUUGUAGUGGAACUGGACAAAGGACCCUACGGACUAGGCAUGGGACUCAUAGACGGCCUGCACACCCCUCUCAACGCUCCAGGCAUUUACAUCCGGACUCUGAUACCCGACGGGCCGGCUGCCUCUGAUGGCAGACUGAGGAUCGGAGACCGGAUCCUGGCUGUGAACGGGACCAGUCUGAUAGGAGCAGACUACCAGAGCGCGGUGGAUCUGAUUCGUCUGGGAGGGGGUCGGCUACGUUUCCUGGUAGCCAAGUCCGACCCGGAGGUCUCAGAGAAGAUCAGUGCCUCCUCUUGUUGAUCCUGUCCGAGCGCCGCUGCCCCGACCAAAAAAAAAAAAAAAGGCACCACACGACGUGGGACAUGAGGACAGCGAGACAACAAGAGAUACAGAAGUGUGCACUGAGGAAAAGGGUACACACAAACACACACUCCCAUGCGUACAUACGCCGCAUGAAAUAUGAAUGUGAAUCCUAGUGUUAGCACAGCACAGAGCCAAGCAAUCAAACUGGAGAUAACGCUCCAUGACUCCACUCCACAGCUGCCAGACCCGCUUCCCCUAACAGUGGCUCCUGCCGGGUUUGUGUGACAGACAGAUCCGUAACCCACUGCAACAUCAAAGGGAGCGCGCUGCAAGGAAAGUUGCCUAAUUAAUCAGCCUUCGAAGGUGGGCGAGGUCUAACCAGCCAGUAUGCAGUCUGAUGGGGUUUAAAGCACAGUAGAUUGUUGGGUUUUUAAUUUCUCAUCAGUCAGCCCCUCGGAGCAUGUGUACAACAUUUGACUUUUUUUUCCACCCGUAUUGUAGAAUAAUUUGUAUCGGUAAAUGAGACAUCAAGUAGCAUGGUAAAAGAGCUUUCCCUGCUCUCAGACGAAACGUACUUUUAAUGACUCUAAAAGCAUUCGUAAAAAAAAUUCCAAACAAGUCAACGCAGCCUCUGUGAGCCAUGGAAGUUUCACAUGGUGCUUUUAGAGAGGAAUGUUUUAUAAAGCUUGUUUGUUAGCGACUCCCAAAGCACUAUCACUGUCGACUUAACGGACCGAACCGUUGCGCGUAUGAAUGUUUUGACUUUUGUAACGGAAGAGUGGGCGAGAGAGGCAGAGAGGAAGC